GAUGUGCCUGCCCAGAACCGCCCUAAACUUUAUUUAUUUAGUGAACUGAGGUCAUGUCAGACCUGAAGUUGUGUGUGGGUCUUUAUUUUGCAGCCGGAAGUUUCAUCCAUUCCAUCUACACUUUUAAUAGAGCCCUGGUAUCAUCAAUAAGCACGGGAAACAUUAUCCUCUUUUCGGAAUCCAUCAUUUCAAAUAUUCUUGCAUAUUACGUAUCAUAUCGCAUCGUAGCAAGGCAACAGUGUUAGCAACUUAGAUAUCGAGUUAGCAGCGUAGUGCUUUCGGGGCGCUGCGAUAAUUAUAAUAAACCCCCCCCAACCCCCC
Molecule: messenger RNA, 321 nt
Organism: Daldinia caldariorum
Lineage: Eukaryota; Fungi; Ascomycota; Sordariomycetes; Xylariales; Hypoxylaceae
Exons: 1
Coding region: 54-245 (63 amino acids)
Source: RefSeq, a predicted model, not a curated record